Cyphellophora europaea CBS 101466 is the source of this 510-nucleotide messenger RNA. RefSeq lists its product as uncharacterized. Lineage: Eukaryota; Fungi; Ascomycota; Eurotiomycetes; Chaetothyriales; Cyphellophoraceae. Gene Ontology annotation, molecular function: GTP binding; GTPase activity. The record is from RefSeq and is a predicted model, not a curated record. Bases 1 to 510 code for a protein of 169 amino acids. The transcript has a single exon.
AUGGCAACUUAUCGCAGAGCUAUUGAUCACGUUGGAUUCCUGGUCAAAAUCGAACGAGCAGGUUUUCCUUUGACCCUGAACCACUAUUUUGCUUCGACUAUCUCAGCGCGGCGAAAAGCUCGCAUGGAGAAACAACUCCGGGAUCUAAAAUCGUGGCAGAUUAAUGACGACGAGGCGCAACCGCUGCUGCGUUUCAACGAUGUUCUCAAAGCGUACGUGAGCAACGAGCAACAUACUGUCGAGGAGUUCGAGGAUGUGCUCAAAUCUUAUCACAAGGUUGCACGAAAGCGGUUUGUGGAUAACGUUUGCAAACAGGCCAUUGAUCAUCAUCUCAUAUGUUCUGUAGACGGGCCACUACAGGUCUUUUCAGCCGAAUUUGUGGGCAAACUGGAACAUGAUGCAUUGAGGGCGUUGGCGGAAGAAGACAGCCAUAUCAUGAAUCGGCGGAGAAAGUUGGAAGGAGAUCUCCAAACUCUGGCUCGUGCCAUGGAGCGCCUCGCAGAGCCUUAA